This is a messenger RNA of Lycium barbarum (goji berry), 691 nucleotides long. Its product is annotated as auxin-responsive protein SAUR64-like. The transcript has a single exon. NCBI's taxonomy places the organism in Eukaryota, Viridiplantae, Streptophyta, Magnoliopsida, Solanales, Solanaceae. Bases 85 to 528 code for a protein of 147 amino acids. Gene Ontology annotation, biological process: response to auxin. The record is from RefSeq and is a predicted model, not a curated record.
GCUUUUUCAUCAUCAACCACAAGCAUUAUCUAUUCAGCUAUCAAACAUCUCUUUCUUGUUUCCAAACUUCAAGAGAAAAAAACAAUGCUAAGUGCUAAGAAGCUCAUCAAGAUGGCUAGGAAAUGGCAGAAGUUUGCAGCCAUGCAGAGGAAGAGGAUUUCACUUCCAAGAAAUGGAAAUGAUGCAGACAGUUGGAGUACGUCGUCAUCAUUCAUAGCCGGAAAAGGAAAGUUUGUAGUUUAUACAACUGAUCAAAAGCGCUUUGUAAUUCCAUUGGCUUGUCUGGAAAAUGAGCUCAUUUUGCAACUCUUAAACCUGUCUGAAGAAGUGUUUGGUCUGCCAAGUGGCGGUCCUAUUGCAUUACCGUGUGAUUCGGCUUUCAUGGACUAUGUUGUUUCACUAAUCAAGAAAGGUACAGCUGUCGGAGAUCUUCACAAAGCAUUGCUCCUCUCAAUUACUAAUUCAAGUUGCUCUUCAACUUCUUCUUUGCACCAAGAAUGGGGGAACCAACAACUCCUUGUUUAUUAGUCAUGAUCAUUAUCCUUAGUGUAUGAUAGCUCAGAAUAGAUUGUAUAGCAUAUGAAAAGUACGCAAUUAAAGAUGUUUAUUUCUGAUGGAAUAGAGAUAUAUCUGAAAUUUCACCCGAUGCAAAUCUUUCAAUUUACAAUUUAGAGAUUCAGAACUUCUAGCA